AUGGGAAUCGGAGUUCAACUACCGCGGGACGUAAGGGAAGCUAGGAAACCGUUGUACCCGGCUAUGAAAACAGCCAAGGACAGUGAGAAAAGUGUAAAGUUCGUCGAUUUUCCGCUGAAUGGAAAUGAUGACUUUGAUCUCGAUCAGAAUAUAGAGGACGAGACUUUAGACAUGGACAUUACAGAAACCGAACUCCACGAGGCAGUUUACACACAAAAUAAUAAUAAAUCACCUGGAACGGACAAUUUGCCAGGCGAAAUUUUUAAAUCGGCUUAUGACAUCAUGUCCCCUUUUCUGCUUAAACUUUAUAAUAGACUGUUUAAUUCCAGUGAAUACCCUAUAAGCUGGGGUGAAGAUGAUCAGCUCAGAGAUAUGGGGAAUGCAUGA
This is a messenger RNA of Mercenaria mercenaria, 387 nucleotides long. RefSeq lists its product as uncharacterized. The record is from RefSeq and is a predicted model, not a curated record. Lineage: Eukaryota; Metazoa; Mollusca; Bivalvia; Venerida; Veneridae. The transcript is spliced from 4 exons. Bases 1 to 387 code for a protein of 128 amino acids.